UUGCUGUUUCGCGGAGUAUCGCUGGAGGUUUGUUGCUGCCAUGGAAUCUGCAGACUCGCCCAAGGAGGACGCGCUGUCUGGUCUGCUGCUGAAGCAGCUCGCGGAGCUGCGCGAGCUAAUAGAGUUGCGCUUCGCGCAGCAGAAGGAGUCCCUCCUUUCACUGUCGGAGCGGCGACAGUCGGAGCGGCGACAGUCGGAGCGACGAUUCUCGGAGCGGCGGCUGUCGGAGCGGCGGCUGGAGAGCAUCUGGGAAGGUGAUGCUCCGAAGCCACAAGCAGAAGGGCACCAGGAUCCGGAGGAUCUCCCGGAGAGUGCUUCACGGAGCAGCCUGCGGAUCCAGGUCAUGCCGGAAUUUACGCGCCAGCAGACUGAGGUCACGGAGGAGACACAACUGCCGCCGGCCUUCGGCCGCCGAUCCAGUGAUUUGAGCGGCACCAACUCCACGAUCAGGAAUAACAUGAACAUGCGCAGGAGCGUGGUCAGCACCAAGAGUAUGAGGAACUCUUUCGUCAGAGAGUCAAUCCAGGUGCACAAGCUGAAGGCAAAGCUGCAGAGCAGUUCCCUGAGCUUCCGCCGGGAGAAGGACGCGGGCUUCGACCCGGAGAUGUCGUUGCGGGACGUGGCGGCGGCGAUGGUGGAGAGUUCCGUCUUCAGCCACUUCGUGGCGCUGCUGAUCGUGGCCAACGUGGUGCUGUUGGGCGUGGAGGUGGACUUGACCUCGGCCGUGGGGGUCAACGACGCGCCCCGAUGGUGUGGCCCGCUGAACGGCGCCAUCGUGGGGAUCUUCGUGCUGGAGACGUUGCUGAAGUUCUUCGCCUACGGAUGCCAUGGUUACUGGUGUGGCCCGGAUUCCGCGUGGAACAUCUUUGAUUUUGUCAUUAUUGCGGUGUCGGUGCUGGAGGUGAUCCUGGACGUGGUGGCGCAGAUGCUGAACCCCUCGGUGAACGCGGGCCAGCUGAGGAUGAUGCGCACCGUGCGCUUGGCGCGGGCCUUGCGGGGCAUGCGGGUGGUGCGGCUCUUUCGCUACGUGAGCGCUCUGAGGACGCUGGUCUUGUCCAUCAUCAGCACCAUGGGCUCCUUGUUGUGGACCCUGGCGCUGCUUGUGAUCCUCUUCUACAGCUUCGGAGUGGUUCUGACGCAACUGGUGGUGGACUUCUGUCGCUUCUCUGGCAUUGACGCCGGCGCAGACCCGAAUGCCCCACCCAUUUGCCCGGAGGAGCUUGGCAUGUACUGGUCCAGUGUGUCCGAAAGUAUGUUGACGCUCUUCAUGGCCAUCUCCGGGGGCCUCAGCUGGUCCGAAGCCAUGCGCCCGCUGCGCAAGGUCUCGGGCCUGGCGGUCUUCUUCGUGCUGCUCUAUGUUGUGAUCACGGUCUUCGCCGUCUUAAAUGUUGUGACUGGUGUGUUCUGCAACACCGCAAUAGAGAGCGCUGGCGCGGACAAAGAUGUUGCCACGAUCAAGCAGCUGCAAAGGAGGCGGCAGCAGGUGGACGCGCUGCGGCUGAUCUUCUACGAGAUCGACCGGGCCCAGACCAACGAGGUGACCCUGGAGGACGUGCAGCACGCCAUCUCCACGGAGAAGUUGUCGAGCUUCCUGGAGUCUGUGGGCAUCUCCACGGACGACGUUUGGACGCUGUUCAUGCUUCUGGACUCUGACCAGAGGGGUGUCAUCGACUUGGAUGAGUUUGUGUCGGGGUGUUUACAGCUCCAUGGCCCGGCCAAGAGCUUGCAGCUGGCAAAGAUGAGCUACGAAAAUAAGCUCACUCGAAAGGCCAUCAAGCAGCUUAGCCAGGAGAUCCAGUCCAUCCAAAUCCCCCUGGGCCACCGCCACGCCCGGGAGAUCUUCGAGCGCGAGCGGGGAGAGGAGCCGAGCGGCAAGAAGCAGCUGCACCUCUGAGCCUGACUUAGACUUCGAGGUUCUAGCUGAGGAGAUAGAAAAACCGCUGGAGCUCGACCGCUUUGAGCCUCUGAGCCUCCAGACUGAAGAGGCGUGGAGAGCGGCAAAGGUGUCUCUGCUUGGCCUGCGCCAAGCUCCGGACUUCAGCCUUGAGGUUCUCAAAGCUGAACCCC
Messenger RNA from Effrenium voratum, 2067 nucleotides. The record is from the annotation of a GenBank genome assembly. NCBI's taxonomy places the organism in Eukaryota, Dinophyceae, Suessiales, Symbiodiniaceae.